This is a messenger RNA of Daldinia vernicosa, 1624 nucleotides long. RefSeq lists its product as uncharacterized. The coding region runs from base 400 to 1410 and encodes 336 amino acids. The transcript is spliced from 2 exons. The record is from RefSeq and is a predicted model, not a curated record. Lineage: Eukaryota; Fungi; Ascomycota; Sordariomycetes; Xylariales; Hypoxylaceae.
GGACCCUCUCGCUACAGCAUCAAACGGCCGAUUUCUUUUCCGUCUUCUCUUAACUAAAAGCUGUUCUCGUUUUGUUUCCUUGUUCUAUCUUCCCUCGACAGCCUCGUUCGUUUCAUCAUCAUUCGUUUGAUACGAGUCAUCGACCUAGCUGCCUCAAAUUUUUGUCAUUGCCUUUCCUGGUAACUACCUCUCCUCCCGGCGAGGCUGAAAGAUAAGAAAAAGGUUUACCUAUCCAAACGCUUCUCCGAGAAGACGUGGGGAAUCAACCCAGAUAUCGAUAAUUCUAAUAAUCCUACCCGUCUAUUCGGAACUGAUACCUUUCCUUUGCCUGGUAAUCCUGCUUCUCUACAUUUUACAUUUUGGUUUUUAUAUGUAAUCUCCCCGUUACGCCUACCACCAAUGAAUAUGCCGAAGCACACCCGCUCGUCCAGCUCGAGCCAUAACCGCUACUCGAACCCGAACGCCAUGCCCGUAUCCCUCGCCCCGUCGGCUCCGGUCCCCAUCUACAGCACACGACCGUCUCUUCCCUUAAACACGGGAGGAUAUUACCCUAAUAUCGCCUCGACGUCGGCGCAGCCCCCCAUGCAGGCUCAGCCGUACGAUGGCUACCCGGCAGACGUAGUGACUCAGGCCCCGAUGCCUAAUCGUCCUUCUUCCGGAGCCUGGACUGUCCAGGAUGAUCAGAACUUGUUGGCGGCAAGGCAACAGGGCCUCAACUGGGCUCAGAUCCAAAGCAGCUACUUUCCGAACAAGUCGCCUAACGCCUGCCGGAAGCGCCACGAGCGGUUGAUGGAACGAAAGGGCGCCGAUGACUGGGACAACAGGAAGCUGGAGCGUCUGGCCAAAGAGUAUAUGAGCAUGCGCAAAGAAAUCUGGCAGCCGCUCGCAGCGCGCACGGGAGAGAAGUGGCUUGUUGUCGAGGCCAAGUGCAUGAAUAACGGUCUGAAGAACUUGCAGUCGGCAGCUCGGUCAGCAGCGCGACGGGAGAGGCUGGAAUCUGGCCAUCCAAUGCAUGGGUAUGACGACGAUAGCGGCAUUUCAGGCAUUGGUCUGACUCCAGUAGAUGACCUCGACGCCUCUUACAGCAGCCCCGAGACGACAGCGUCUAGCUCGCACUCGGGCGGCAGUAACGGUGGCGGUUACGGCGGCGCCAUGCAUCCCAUGGCUCUCAGCAGCAACCCGUACGGCGCCAAUUACACGACUAGCGCCGGCGGGCUCUCCUCCAGCUACGGCUCUUCCGUCUCCUCUACGGCCGCUGCCGCUCAUUAUGGCAACGCGAUGCACGGCUCUCAUUCUCAGGGAGGCUCUCCUUAUAUGGGCGAUGGGCAGAGGCUCCCUAGCGUCGACAUGGGUAUCGACGCCAUAAUUAAUCGACCGGGUCACAACGGCGGUCAUGCUCACGGCAUGUGAAUAAGACAUAAUCUGGCGUCACCGGGGUCGAUGUUCAUAAUUUCGCAUUCAGCUUUCCGCUCGUUAUCUACUUUCUACCUUGGAGCGCAUUCAUUUUCAUGACCCCGUCGUAACGGUUUCCCAACUUACAAAAUCUGGACUUGCGACUUUCUAACGGAUCGGGCGCGGCCAAUGUUGCUCAUUGUCAACCGCACUACUUAUUAUUUACUUUUAC